Molecule: messenger RNA, 1186 nt
Organism: Nicotiana attenuata
Lineage: Eukaryota; Viridiplantae; Streptophyta; Magnoliopsida; Solanales; Solanaceae
Product: myb-related protein 308-like
Exons: 2
Coding region: 207-1007 (266 amino acids)
Source: RefSeq, a predicted model, not a curated record
AGAGUCAAAAGGCUAUAAAACCCCAUCUCAAAGUCCUUAAAGGCCGGCCUUGGUUCUUAAGCACCACUAAAGCUAAACUUCCUCUUCUUCUACUACUGCUUGAACAACAAACCCCACCCACCUUUCCAUCUCACAACAACGAAAAAUAGGGGGGGAAAAGAAAACAUAUCAAACCAGGAACAAAAGUUAGUUGUAGUGGAUUCCAUAUGGGAAGAUCACCUUGCUGUGAGAAAUCACAUACAAAUAAAGGAGCAUGGACUAAAGAAGAAGAUGAAAGGCUUAUAGCAUACAUUAAAGCUCAUGGCGAAGGCUGUUGGAGGUCACUUCCUAAAGCUGCUGGACUUUUGAGGUGUGGCAAAAGUUGCCGUCUCCGAUGGAUUAAUUACUUGAGGCCUGAUCUCAAACGUGGUAAUUUUACUGAUGAAGAAGAUGAACUCAUUAUUAAACUCCACAGCCUCCUCGGAAACAAGUGGUCGCUUAUAGCAGGAAGACUACCGGGAAGAACAGAUAAUGAGAUAAAAAAUUAUUGGAAUACUCAUAUAAGGAGGAAACUGUUGAGUCGUGGUAUUGAUCCUACAACACACAGGGCUAUAAACGAGUCUAGCACACAAAGAGUCACGUCAAUUUCUUUUACCACUGGGAAUUAUAAAGAUAUUGAAGAUGAGAAGAUGAACAUUAAAGCUGAAUUUGGAACAAUCAAGGAAGAUGAAAUUAGUAGCAGAGCACAGUGUCCUGAUUUGAAUCUUGAGCUCAGAAUUAGCCCUCCUUACCAACAAAACCAACAGAAGAGGGCAUUGGAACAGAGUAGUACUGGUUCGUGGAGGAUUAGCCCUAUAUGUUUUAAAUGCAAUUUAGGAUUAAAGAAGAGUAAAGAUUGCAGUUGUAGUGACAGUAGUAAUGGAAAUGGUUGCAGCAGUAGCAGGAAUACAAGUAUGAAUAUUGCUGCUUAUGACUGUCUAGGAUUAAAGACAAAUGGUUUGGACUACAGAACCUUGGAGACUAAGUGACCCUCAUUUGGCUGACUUGAGUAUUUCCAAUCCAAAAAAAAAAAAAAAGAAAAAAAAAGAGAGUAUAUAAUAGUACUAUUACAUUUUAAAAGCAGUAUAUGGGUGUACCUACAAAACAUAGAUGUGGUAGUUUUUGUUUCAGUAAUUGAUUUUGCAGUCAUUUGAUAAAUCUUUCUUCA